CGGGUUUGCCGCCAGAACACAGGUGUUGUGAAAACCAUCGCUAAACCUCCACAAAAAUGGGCAAGGAAAAGACUCAUAUUAACAUCGUCGUCAUUGGACACGUAGACUCUGGCAAGUCCACCACUACUGGCCAUCUCAUUUACAAAUGUGGUGGAAUUGACAAGAGAACCAUUGAGAAGUUUGAGAAGGAGGCUGCUGAGAUGGGAAAGGGCUCCUUCAAAUAUGCCUGGGUCUUGGAUAAGCUGAAGGCUGAACGUGAGCGUGGUAUCACUAUUGAUAUCUCCCUGUGGAAAUUUGAGACCAGCAAGUAUUAUGUGACCAUUAUUGAUGCUCCGGGACACAGAGACUUUAUCAAGAACAUGAUUACUGGCACAUCUCAGGCUGACUGUGCUGUCCUGAUUGUUGCUGCUGGUGUUGGUGAAUUUGAAGCUGGUAUCUCAAAGAAUGGGCAGACCCGUGAGCAUGCCCUUCUGGCCUACACACUAGGUGUGAAACAACUGAUUGUUGGCGUCAACAAAAUGGAUUCCACCGAGCCCCCCUACAGCCAGAAGAGAUAUGAGGAAAUUGUUAAGGAAGUCAGUACCUAUAUUAAGAAAAUUGGCUACAACCCUGACACAGUAGCUUUUGUGCCAAUUUCAGGUUGGAAUGGUGACAACAUGCUGGAGCCAAGCUCUAAUAUGCCUUGGUUCAAGGGAUGGAAAGUCACCCGUAAGGAUGGCAAUGCUAACGGAACUACACUGCUUGAAGCUUUGGAUUGCAUCCUGCCACCAACUCGUCCAACUGACAAGCCCCUUCGUUUACCCCUCCAAGAUGUCUACAAGAUUGGUGGUAUUGGUACAGUACCUGUUGGCCGUGUGGAAACUGGUGUUCUAAAACCAGGAAUGGUGGUCACCUUUGCCCCAGUCAAUGUUACAACUGAAGUAAAAUCUGUUGAAAUGCACCAUGAAGCUUUGAGUGAGGCUCUGCCUGGGGAUAAUGUUGGUUUCAAUGUCAAGAACGUGUCUGUCAAAGAUGUCCGCCGUGGUAAUGUGGCUGGUGAUAGCAAGAAUGACCCACCCAUGGAAGCAGCUGGCUUCACUGCACAGGUCAUUAUCCUGAACCAUCCAGGCCAAAUCAGUGCUGGCUAUGCACCUGUUCUGGAUUGUCACACUGCUCACAUUGCCUGCAAAUUUGCUGAACUGAAGGAGAAGAUUGAUCGUCGUUCUGGCAAGAAGCUGGAAGAUGGCCCUAAAUUCCUGAAAUCUGGUGAUGCUGCCAUCGUUGACAUGGUUCCAGGCAAGCCCAUGUGUGUGGAGAGCUUCUCUGAUUAUCCUCCUCUGGGUCGUUUUGCUGUUCGUGAUAUGAGGCAGACCGUUGCAGUUGGUGUCAUCAAGGCAGUUGACAAGAAGGCUGCUGGAGCUGGCAAGGUCACAAAAUCUGCCCAGAAGGCCCAGAAGGCUAAAUGAAUAUUCUGUACAACACCUGCCACCCCAGUCUUAAUCAGUGGUGGAAGAACGGUCUCAGAACUGUUUGUCUCAAUUGGCCAUUUAAGUUUAAUAGUAAAAGACUGGUUAAUGAUUACAAUGCAUCGUAAAAGCUUCAGGAGGAAAGGAAUGUUUUUGUGGACCAUUUGUUUCGUGGCAGUUUUAAGUUAUUAGUUUAUAAAAUCAGUAAUUUUUAAAUGGAAACAACUUGACCAAAAAUCUGUCACAGAAUUUUGAGACCAUUAAAACAGUUUAAUGCGAAA
Messenger RNA from Gracilinanus agilis (Agile Gracile Mouse Opossum), 1726 nucleotides. RefSeq names its product eukaryotic translation elongation factor 1 alpha 1 (gene EEF1A1). Bases 57 to 1445 code for a protein of 462 amino acids. Gene Ontology annotation, biological process: translational elongation; translation. The transcript is spliced from 8 exons. Lineage: Eukaryota; Metazoa; Chordata; Mammalia; Didelphimorphia; Didelphidae. The record is from RefSeq and is a predicted model, not a curated record. Gene Ontology annotation, molecular function: GTP binding; GTPase activity; translation elongation factor activity.